AUGAUGCGCCGUCUGACAGAUGUCGCCGUCAAGGGAUGCACGUGUGGAUUACCGCGCCGUCUCACUGGCCACAGGUUCUUCGCUUCUUCCAGCAGCGAAGUCACCACAUCGGGACAGAAACGUCUCCCUGAUGACGACGCUCAUGUCUCUCCGACUCUCAAAAAGUACUUUAAUCAAACACGACUCGCUAUGCAGAUGCCAAUGAUGACGCGCAAGUAUGCUGUCUCCAAGGCUGCCCUCAUUCCCAUUGAUAGUGCCCAAAUCGACCUCCAGGGUCGCAUUUCUGACCCAAUCUUGCGGAGCUGCGGGGAUAUUGGCCUUUUCGGACAGCGCAUGGAUUCCUCCUACAAUGGGAUCGGUCUGAAUGCCCUAGAGUCCACGCGAGUCGCCGAAGCCAUGGGUCUCAACGCUUCUCUGUUUGCUACCUUGACGGCACACGAAGCUCUUGGCACGAAAGCCAUCCAACUGGCAGGCACUGAGGAGCAAAAACGCAAAUAUCUUCCUACCUUGGCUACUGGCGAGAAGAUUGCAGCUUUCUGUCUGGCUGAGGCGAGCAGCGGCUCCGAUCCGCAGCCUUUGCAAUGCCGUGCCGUCCUCUCACCCGAUGGAAAAAGUUACGUGCUCAACGGCCGCAAAAUCUGGGUCACUAAUGGGUCUCGAGCCGACGUUUAUACCGUCUUCGCCCUGAGAACCGUUAAAAAUGACAAGGUAUUGUUCAUACCUCUUCCUUACUUGUGA
Molecule: messenger RNA, 738 nt
Organism: Dibothriocephalus latus
Lineage: Eukaryota; Metazoa; Platyhelminthes; Cestoda; Diphyllobothriidea; Diphyllobothriidae
Source: the annotation of a GenBank genome assembly